AUGGAGCUUGCACAUAGCUUAACUUUCAACGAAAAUGCUCAUAAAUCCAUGCCAACAGCUACUCGCGAUCUAUUUCUUUACGAAUGGUUAAAGUUUUUGGGAAAAGUGCUGCCAGGGUUGGAUAAGAAAGAAAUAAAGCAGUGUCAGGAGCGUUUAGAAAAACAGCUUCUAUCAUUGAUUUCUGUGCCCCAAAGUUCUGCUAUUCAGAAAUCUUUGGGAGAGACAGCAGCUUUGCUGUUCAAUGUUGGAGAGACGUUUGGGCUGUAUGCGUUCAUCGAGUCCUGCAACGAAAGACUCAGGGUAAAAGACGAUACUGUUAACAAUGUAAAAAUAAAGAUUUGUGUAAUUAACGUCUUCUUCGGGAUGUACGCAACUUUGGGCCGAAUGAUGGGCAAUACCUUUGCCGACACGAUACAGAUGCUACUCAGAAAUACUAAGUCAAACGAUGGAGAUCUCAGGUCGAGUAGUUUGCUUUGUCUAGGCGCAAUAAUGGCAAGUUUAGGAGCUAUGUGUACCUCCUAUCAUCGAGAUGUGUACAAAACUGCAAAGUCAUUUCACAGCGAUAAAAGCAUGAACGUGCGUAUCAGUGCAAUGAAACUUCUUGAAAGUUUGAUUCCAAACGCGUCUAAUGUAGUUUCCGCUGAUGUUGAAAACCUGGUCACAGUUUGCUGCAAGGCUCUUGAAAGUAGUAACUAUGACGUCCGCCUAGCAGUGUCAUCAGUCCUGUCUAGGUUGUUAGUCUCCAUGCUGCCGCCAUCCAAGACGAUGACAUUCAAUACAUUGUCAAAUGCACCUAUACCGAAACAAAUGACAUCAAAUCAGUCAACAAAAAAGCUUUCUACCGAAGACUGCUUUGGAAUUUUGGCAUCUUGUUUCUUUAAAGCAUCGAGCGCGUCAGUGCGAGUUGGAAUCGUCGAAAGUUACAUCGCAUUUUUCGAUGCUCUUGGGAAACACUGGGUUGAAAAACACGUUAAAUUUAUAGUGAACCACACUUUAACUCUGCUUGACAAUCCCAAAAUGCUGAGCUCUCACAUUGAAGCGGUGUACUGUAGACGCAGUGUAAACUUUAUUCUAAGCCAUGUGAUCAAUCAAAUCAUCGGCGAAAAAUCUCAAAAUGAAGCUGCGAAGGAGCUCAUUAAGAUUCUAGCUGGAAGAAUGCAACAUGUGAACGUUGAUGCAACCGAGCAAGUGGUUACCAUUACUCAACAUGUUAUCAUAUGCAUACUGAAUCAAGUUUCGUCGCUGGUCUCGCUGCAGGGCUCUUCGAUUUCGGUGUUCUUCACUGAACAUGCAACAGGUGCUGUGAAUACGGUAGUUUCGUCUUUGCUAUAUCCUGCUUCAGCUGUGAGCCUAGCAGCUGCGUGGUGUCUGAGGUGCAUUGUCAUAGCUGUUCCAGCUCAGCUUACAGUCCUGAUUGAUACUACUCAAGAAAAGAUCGAAGCUGCCAAAAACAACCCUGAGUCUCUAGUCGGGUACAGUAAUGCUUUGACUGCCAUCUUAGGAGCAGUACCUCUCGCGGAACUCGGAGUUCCCUCCAUAAAAGCGAAGAACGCUUUCUCAAUUGCUGAAGAUUUACUUCGAACUGCUUCUCAGAACAGUCGAAUGUCUCUUGCUAGAACCCAAUGUGGAUGGAUGAUUAUAGGCGCGUUGAUGAAUCUUGGAUCAAUCACAGUUCGUCAUUUUUUGUCAAAACUGUUGCUGCUGUGGAGAAAUGCGUUCCCAAGGUCAACUAAAGAAAUUGAAACUGAGAAAACGAAAUUUGACGUUUUCAACUGGCGAGUCGUUCUUGAGGGUCGCGCUGGAGCUUUAUGCGCGAUGGAAUCGUUUCUUCAAAACUGUUCAGAACUGGUAUCAGAUGACGUCACUAGAAGAAUGCUAGCUCCUUUAGAAUGUGCUUUAACGAUGCUAGCUAACCUUCCUGUCAAUGUGAAAGCGUCUGCUGCUCAGAACUUGAAAGUCAGCGCUGCUUUUUUCAGACUGCGGUUGUUUCUUGUCUUGGGUCAACUACCUCCGGAAUGUUAUGAAUCGUUUAUAACUCAGUUGAUAAGAGUUUUGAUAAAUGAGUUUGCUCUUACGGACAAGCAGUCAGCAAUCACGACGUCGUACUUGGAUCAAGUUGGACAUAAAUAUAACAGUAUAUUGCUAGGCGCCAACGGAACCGACAGCGAUCACCAGGAAAUUGAAGAGCAAAUGCUUCCCGUUAACAAUGCAAUUUCAUGUGGCACGCUAGAACAUGAUCCUGUGUCAAUUUACGCUGCUCGGAAAUUUCAAAAGUAUCGGUUUUCUUCACCAGGACCGUUGCCUCUUGGGAUAGCAGUCGUUGAUUCAAGUGUAAGCCUGUUCAGUAAGAUAUUCUGCGCUACUGCUGUGAAACAUCGAAUUAAAAUCAUGCAGCAUUUUGUCGAGUGUCUCAAAUUGAAUAAAUCGGUGAAGCAACAAUCGGUUCAAAUCAAUAUUUUGACUGUCUUGCUUUCGUGUUUGAAAACAAUGGCAGAAGGUAAAACACCAAUCGGAAGUCAAGAUCUUCAAGAGUUGAUUCUGACGCUACUGCUGUCGUUGCUCGGGGAUCCCUCCGAUAUCAUACGUUGUGCGUCAGCUGAAUGUGUUGGUCGUUUAGCCCAAGUUAUAGCUGAUAAUACCUUCACAGCUAGAAUAAGUCAGUCAUGCUUUGACAAAAUUCAACUCUCGAGAGAUCCAACGAUUCGAAUGGGCAAUGCAUUAACGUUAGGGUUCGUCCACAGAUAUGUAGGAGGUAUAGGCGCUGGGCAGCAUUUAAGCACAAGUAUCAGUAUAUGUCUGGCACUUGCCCAAGAUAUGAGUAAUACUUCGGUUCAAGUUUGGGCGUUGCACUCGCUGGCACUGAUAACAGAUUCUGGAGGAGUGAUGAUUCGAUCCUACGUCGAGCAUAUCUUGGCACUGAUGAUCAAUCUUCUAAUGACGGUUCCAAGUUCGGCCAAAGAUAUCCACCGGUAUAUUGGAAAAUGCGUCGUAUCGUUGAUAACUAUUCUAGGACCCGAAUUACAGGGUAAUGCACCUCAGAUUUCAAGUAUCCGAUCAUCGUGUCAACUUGCAAGUGACUUCCUACUUGGAAGUACUAACUUGCUGGUUAUUGCAGAGGGGAUCUCAUGUUAUCAGCAGCUGCACCUGUUCACACCAAGACACGCCGCUCUGAAUUCUUUAGUGAAUCUGGUUUGUAAGAAUCUAACGAGCAGCUGUUUGGUUCUAAGACAAGUCUCGUGUAGUUGUUUGAAACAGUUAUCACAGAGACAAGCCGACCAAGUAUCUCAAUUAGCAGCUGCUUAUUUUGCAGAAACACGGGAGCCUGCUAGUGCGGGCGACACGUACUCUAGUGAGUUGGAGUUGGAAGCUGCUUUGUUUACGAUGUUGGAUAAGGAAGCGGAUUUGACGAUGCAGAAUAACGUAAAGGACACUAUUCUGAUGAUUCUGAACUCGCAGGCCAUUUACAAAUUGACAGGUUGGCUUACUCUACUGAGAAACGUACUGUUCAUAGCCACGGGCGAAGAGGCAACGGAACAAGAGCCGAAAGGCAACGAAGAAGACGAGGAUGAUGACACCAGUUUCCAGCCCGUGAACAAAGAAACGAGCACCACUUUACACCAGAGGUGCAAUACAAGAGCGUUCGCCGUGCAAUGCGUGCAAAAAAUAUUCACACUCGCAUCACCGACAAACGACGUGAACAGUAAAGCAAGUGAGAUAGCCAAUGCUUUGUCACAUCAAUCUCCUGAUGGAUCUUUGCUAAGCGAAGCAAUGUUAAGUCAAGACGGUGUGGAUCCUUUAGUGACUCAUAUUCAAGAACUAGUACGUAUUGGUUUCAUGGCUGCAACAUCAUCAUACGACCAUCUGCAAAUCGAAGGUCUGAAAGUUCUAGAAGAACUCAUUAAAAGAUUCAGUGAUGCUAGGGAUCCGGACUUCGAUGAUCAACCGCUAUUGGAACAAUACCAAGCUCAAUUCGGAGCGGCUUUGAGACCUGCAUUUUUACGCGAGGGAUCGCCGCAUGUUUUAUCAAAAGCAUGUAAUUUAUGUAGUAUUUGGAUCACAAGUGGAAUCGCAACUGAUAUUGUAGACCUUCGAAGAAUCCAUCAAUUGUUGGUGACUUCUCUCUCAAAAGCACAGAAUGCGCGGUCCUCGGGAGCGGGAGCUGUCUUCAGUGAAGUAUCAGCAACAAGUGAAAGACUAGCUGUUUUGAAAGCAUGGGCUGAUAUGUAUUACGUAGCUCUGGGCAUCGAGCUGAAGAAAAACGGCGAAAAUAGUGAACAAAGUGGAAGUACCUCUUCAAGUUUGCUAGAAUUGGUCAGACCUGAAUUAUCGAAUCUAUACUCGAUGUGGAUCGAAGCGCUCAAAGAGUAUGGUCUUGCGUUGUCGCAUGGAAAUGUAGUAGUUAGCGACGAAGUUCCGAUUACAGUUCGCGAGGCAAGUUGGGGGAAUUUACUCUCAAGUGCAACUUUGUAUUUCACCGCACAUAUGUUACCAAAAGCGGUUCAAGAUGGAAAAAUUGUGAAACGCGAAACAGAUGAUAAAACUUACUUUCUAGAUAGUGAUUUGAUAAAUGAUAUUCACCUUUUAAUGGGCCUUUCAAGUGUUCCAUUAUCCCAAUCAGCAGUUCUUCAGGAUCCCCUGAAGAUCUCAUUUUGUCUCAAGUCGUUGGUGAAGCUUUUAGAGCAACCUCAAGUUGCGAUUUACGUUGCAUCAAAUGAAACUGAUUCAAAAGUAGUAGAACUAGCUCAGAUUUUGUUCAAAGUUGCAUUGUCUUGUGGAGACAUUGAAGUUUUAGACCUUCUUGUGCAAUCGGUGAAAGCACUUUCGAAAUGCGCGCUAUUGAAUGAAAGUAUUAAAGCCACUUGUAAUUUAGACGAUGGAAGCUUGAUGAAGGUUCUUCUUGAAAUUCUAUCGUGCGUUUUCACGCGACAUGUGCCGAGCUUGCGUGAAACGUUAACAGUGUCUAAUAUCCGACCGGUCAAAAAAUUUAAAGACCCGUCGGCAAAAUUAGUUGCAGCAACUUGUGAAAUUUGGCCUAAUAUGUUAAGUUUAUCGCAUCCAAAGCAUGAAGUAGCAUUGAAAACAGCAAGUUUGCAUAUGCUUAUAUGUGCGCUGAAAGAAUCUUGCACGACUAAUUGUUCUGCUAAUGCAUUAAGUGCACUAUUGCAUUGUAUCAAAUCAAUUGCAACAUCGGAGCUCACUUUCGAAGAAAAAACAGAUGAAGAAACUGAAACCGAAAAUACUGAGGAAAAAAGUGGACAUGAAACAAAAACUGAGGAGGACCGAGAAAUGAAGGUUAAAAUGUGGACCAAAGUGUUGACCUCUACUUACCUUUCGGUUCUGGACUUUGCUGAAAAUUCAGAGGAGUGCGAUCCGAGUCGUUGCUUGCUCUCAUUCGCGACUCUAACCCUCUCGUUCCCCGAGAAGAUUACAGUGAACUCCAUUAUUUUAGAACGCAGUGUUGCUUUUCUAACGCCACUUUUGAAGAGUAACAGAAGUGCGGUUAAGUUACAACAUCUGAAAGUGAUCUCAUCUCUAUUGAGGUCAAAUAAAAAAGUUGUGGCUAUUAAGUUUUGCAAGCCUAUUUUGUCCAGUGUUUUUGCGGAGCUAUUGGAAAUUGGGGAAGAAAAUCCAGACCAUUGGCUUUGCUUGAAGGAAGAAAUAGAACUACUAAUCUUAGGUUUGCCACUUAUAUCAGAAGUGAUCAAUGGGUCUGCUAACGUUGCGCAUGAAUCUAUGUUGUAUCACUUACUUAAAGUGCUUAGUAAAAUCAUGGGCGUGUAUAACAACCAGAGCCAGUUAUACCUCUACUGCAUUGAAACGUUGAAACGACUUAGCGCUGCUUAUUCUGAACAAAUAAGAUCAAUUUUUGCGAAAGAUCCGGAAUUGAAAGAAAGUGUCGGAACGGCUGUCAAACGCACUGUUGCUGUAGGUUUCUCUCCAGAUUCAGCGAAAAGCAAAGCGGAUCAACCAGCGAGCCAAGCGGCAAAACAACCUUCGAUUCAAUUGAAAGUCGAUUUCAGCAAUUUUGGCAAAUGAAUGUAAAUUGAAUUCUGAAUUGAUGUUAAUUAUAUCUUUACCAAUUUUAAAACAUGUACAUUUUGGACGUCUAAUGAAAAGAAGAUAGUCUCUCAAUAUUUUUGUUGUAU
This is a messenger RNA of Symsagittifera roscoffensis, 6146 nucleotides long. RefSeq names its product HEAT repeat-containing protein 5B-like. Gene Ontology annotation, molecular function: protein binding. The coding region runs from base 1 to 6036 and encodes 2011 amino acids. Gene Ontology annotation, biological process: intracellular protein localization; endocytosis; retrograde transport, endosome to Golgi. The record is from RefSeq and is a predicted model, not a curated record. Gene Ontology annotation, cellular component: membrane; endocytic vesicle; Golgi apparatus. The transcript has 3 exons. Lineage: Eukaryota; Metazoa; Xenacoelomorpha; Acoela; Convolutidae.